AUGCCACUGGAUAAACAAACCAAAGCGAACUCGUCCAAACCAUUGACGCCCACCCUCAGCUCAAACUUUCGAAAUGUCAAGACUCCCCUGACACCGAGACUCCCGGGGUCGACUUCUUCCUCGCCUGCGUUGUCCUCCCGAAAAGAACCGUUUGUGAGAGCGAGAUCUCCAGGGAAGGUCGAUCAGACCGCGACACCCUUGAAUAACAACGUCACCCCCAGGUCGGGAGCGAGGAAGUCAAGAUUUGGCACAGAGUCACCGUCGACUCCUGUUCCAGUCAGAGAAAGCAAUAAUGGCUUUCAAGGGACGCCAUCCCAAAGACCCGAGGCUCCCAGGGCCCUCCGAAGUCACACGCAAGGGCUCGGAAUCAGCAGCCCUCGAUUGACAGCAAGCACACCAUCGCUACCGAAAGUAGGGCCUCCUGUCGUCACCGUCCAUAGGAGAGUGUCCGGAGCGAAGAGUAUGGUAGACAACAACAAAGACAAUUCUUCCAAAUUCUUUCAUGCAGAUGAGGCAAAGUCCGCGGUAGGAUCUUCAAGAUUUGAUGAAGGCUCCCGCUUUUCACCUGCACGAGCCCAGUUUUUUGUUGGCUCGUCAGCGUAUCCAAGCAAUAUGCCUUCGCAGGUGCCGCAAGAGAGCCCUAAGAAUGAUCUGGACGAGAAGUUCUUCAGAGCCAACGACGUGCAUCAACUCCCAGCUGCCAAACCGCCUACUCCAGUGCUUGCAGCUACAGUACAAGGAUUGGAUACGAGGCAUGCUGCGAACGCUAUAAGCCCUCCCCAAUCUCCGAAACGAUCAUACAAAAUGUCACAGCCCUCCUCACCACGAAAGAUCCAGCUAGGGCCAACACCUUCGCCACCAGGCCCCCUUCAUACACCGAUCGAAAGACCCAACAGCACUGCUGGCGGUGCUGUGGCAAACACGAUUGAUUCACCGUUAGUUCAUCGCAAAUCCAUCAGUGCGAGUUCUGCAACUAUGACAAUUGAGAACAGAACUGAAGGUAUUCGGACGCAACCACCCCAGCCUUUGGACUUGGGGAUCAUGCCCGGCCUUUCUCCACGGAUAUCUGGCAACAAUACACUUUCACCGGAAGCUCUGAGCCCGCGAUCAUUCAGUCUUGCUUCUUCUAACACGAUCCCAACCUCCGUCACGAGCGAUACUGACGGCUCAGAGGUGGUAAAGCCAACAUCCAGACCUGUCAGCACCGGGGACAUGGCAAUUGACCAGGUCACAUCACCAGUGCAGCCUCAGCAUGAUGCGGCGUCGAAUGCACGACGCGAACGGAAGGUUUUGGAUCUUGAAAUAUCCAAUUCUUCACUCCUGGCCAUCAACAAGACGUUGGAACGUGAGCUACGAAAACAGAAUGGUGAACUGAGGAGGUAUCGCCGUCUCUCCCGCUCCGGCCGGUUAUCCCUUGCCACUGUGAGGACAGCAUCCGGACAAUCUGCUUUCAGUUUAGAUACUGUCGCGGAGGAUGGUGUUGAAGCCGAGCAAAUGUCUGAACUCGAAGACGAGAGCGACUUUGACGACAUGGAUGAUGAAGACGAUUCGUUGAUCUCAGACGGAUCGGGUUCCCUGACGAAUGCGUCGGCAAGAUCGCGGCAGCGAGCAAAAGACGAAAAACGGCUGAUGCAAGAUCUCAGUCGACAUCAACAGCUUCUGGCCGAGUCGCAGCAAUUGAGCUCCACCAUAAAGCGGUGCACGACAAUGACGGAGGAGCUGAUUCGAGCAGGAAACAAAGCCCUGGACUAUCGGGUUGGAAUAGGCGAUGUCAAGCUCGGAGGCCGGGUGCUGAACGACGAAGAGCUCGACGAGAGAGGAUUUGCCACUGGCUCAGAAGAGCCAGAGGCCAGACAAGGGCUGUUGAGUCCCGGUCUUGCAAAAGCGAAAUUGGAGGAGACGCCGUUCCGGACCGACGAGGCUCUUCCAACCCUGGGUACCGCACAGUCCGGCAUUGCAUCGCUUGAGGAGGUUACGGCGCUUCUGGAGUCCUUUUCACCCGUGUUGAGAGGCGAGUGA
Messenger RNA from Exophiala spinifera, 2019 nucleotides. RefSeq lists its product as uncharacterized. NCBI's taxonomy places the organism in Eukaryota, Fungi, Ascomycota, Eurotiomycetes, Chaetothyriales, Herpotrichiellaceae. The transcript has a single exon. The record is from RefSeq and is a predicted model, not a curated record. The coding region runs from base 1 to 2019 and encodes 672 amino acids.